Naegleria fowleri is the source of this 1419-nucleotide messenger RNA. RefSeq lists its product as uncharacterized. The record is from RefSeq and is a predicted model, not a curated record. The transcript has a single exon. Bases 1 to 1419 code for a protein of 472 amino acids. Lineage: Eukaryota; Heterolobosea; Eutetramitea; Acrasida; Naegleriidae.
AUGGCUGAACAAAUGAAUGUGGAUUUGGGGCAAAGUCCCUUCAUGAUCUCUCAGCCUACAGCCACCUUCAAUAACAAUUCCAUCGUGGUUUCAAAUUUAGGAAAAGCUCAUCAAUCACUGAACAAUGGGAACCCGAAUCAGCUCAAUGGAACCUCCAUUGCUCGAAGUUAUAACACUUCAAAACGAGCCAAUGAAAGAACAGGUGGUGACGGAACCUUUUUGACGGAAGUUUCAAUUAACAAUAACAACAGUAACAACGAUAACUAUGACAACAGAAUUGUAUAUAAUAAUCUCAUAGAGACUCCUCAACCCCUACGACAAUCACCCGUCUUUGGAAAAGCAAGGAUCUACCCUCCCAUACAGGAAUUGGCAAAUUACAUGAAUGCCCUUAAUCGAAAAGUUCAACAAAAGAAAUUUUCUGGAAUCGAUCAAAGAAACUCACUUCACCAACCCAUCGUCGUUCAUAGUUACAAGGACUCUCAAUUCAAUAAUGGCUUACGAAAAUUACCCCCACCACCUAAGAAAGAUGCAUUUUAUCCCCUUAAAAAGCUAAACAAACGAAAACAAAUUGAGGAAUUAGCUGCAGAGCUCUCGAAAAAGGACAAUUUCGAGCAUGACUUCUCCAAACACUCUAUCAAUAAUGAAGAUGACAAGGUUUCAGUACGAUCGAAACAUAGCAGUACAAGUUCAAAAUCAAAGACCCUUCCUCCUUUGAAUCCAAACACCCGUGAGCAAAUGAGUGACGCCAUCAGUCAAGCAUUCUCCGAUCUAAAUCCUGAUGCUGUUGCAGAAUCUCCCACAAAACCAAUCAAUGACGACAAAUUCGACACCAAAUCCAUCUUCUCCACUCGCUCGAAAUAUUCUCAGAAGAGUAGGAAAUCGAAACUCUCCGAAUUGUCCUUCUCGAUUGGCAGUGAUGCCGAGAGUGAUCGAAUUCGUCAACUCGAGCACUCGCUCAAGCAUGAAGAAGAGGCUCGAAGGAAUAUUCUCAAAAUUCUUGAGGAAAUUCAGCAAAAACAAGAAUUUCUGUUGAACAAAUUAUCGCAACAAGAGAGAGAACAAUUCGAGAGCAUCUAUGGCCGUUACAAUAAUCUCAUAUCUGACCUUAAGAAAAACUCAGAUGACAAUCUAAGCGUGGCACUCUCUGCAAAGGAUAUUCAAGAGUUGAAAAAACAACAAUCGGACGUGGGUGACGACGAGCAACAAAGGGAGCAUUUACCCAAGAUUGACAAGUCGGAUGUUCAUAGUGCAGCGUCUAGAAAAAGCGUAGCAAAGAGUGAACAUGGUUCAAUCCACUCUGGGUUUUCACGACCUUCCCAAGCACUUUCAACUCAUUCCAACCACUCACAACGCUCGCAAGAAAGUGCAUUCUCGCAUCAUUUAAGACACUCUCAGAAGAACCAGUUUCGAGAACAUUAG